ACUCUCUCAGCCCCGAUUGGAGUCUCCUCCGUCUCUUCCGCCCACAUCUUGGUCACAUGGCUGUGACAUCAUUACUUCCUCAAAGCCCUUCUUGCAUCCACCAUAGAGACAGAGAGAGACAGUAGCAUGACAGACCGGUGGGAAUAAAAGCUUAGUCUCUAUUGCCAACCUUCAUUACAGCUGAAUGCAGGUAAAGGCCCUGUCAUGGAACCUAUUCAAGUGUUGAGUUUUCUCCUGGCAUUACUGCUACCCCUGGGGACUGCCUUGGACUCCAACAAACAGAAACGGGACACUGCAUUUGAGAUAUAUAAGAAACUGUUUGAAGUAAAGAGGAAGGAUCAGAUUAAUGCCCUCAAUAACCUCAUUGAGCUGAAUGAUGUCAACCAGCAAUAUAAGAUAAUUGAUAUAAUGCUCAAAGGUCUUUUUAAGGUACUAGAAGACUCCAGAGUGAUUUUAAUAGCAGCGGGAGUUCAGCCAGAUGGUCCCUUUCCAGAAGAUGAGAAGUUAAAAGAUGCUUAUUCACACACAGUGGAGAAUUCUGCAUUCUUUGGAGAUGUAGUUCUCCGUUUUCCCAAAAUUGUUCAUCAUUAUUUUGACCGCAACUCCAACUGGAACAACCUCAUUCGUUGGGGUAUUGGAUUUUGCAACCUUAGUGGAAUCUUGGAUGAUGGACCUCACACUCAGCUCCUUGGCUUGAUGUCACAGGAACUAGGAAUCAGUGAGAAAUCCCCAGAUUAUAAGAACCCUUUCAAGGCAGAGAACAUGGAGUUCUUGCCUAAUACAGAUGCUUUCCAAAAAGCAUUAAGAGAGGAGGAAAAAAGAAGAAGAAAGGAAGACAAAAGGAAGGAGAUCAGGAAGGGUCCAAGGAUAACCCGCUCUCGCUCAGAGUUAUAACACCCGGACAGUUUUCUGAGUGGUGGACUUAUGCAAGACCUGAUUGAAGCCUUAAGGGAGUUCUUGCCGUGCCAAUACAAUUCCUGGUUACACGCUGCAUUUUGGACUUCUCAGCCUGUUACAGCAAUGAGGGCACUGAAUAUGUCACCGGAUAAACAUAUCAGAUGCAAACGGCCACCUUGAGUCUGCAAUGCUGCAUAAUGUGACAUGUAAUUUAUUCCUUGUUAAAUAGGGAAUGUUAUUGUUUUGGUGUGCUCCCUUAAUUCCCCACCCCUCCCCUUCAUCUGUUUCCAUGUUGACAGUUUACAAUGCACUGCAGACAGACAGUGUGGUUGAGUUGUAUGCUGUAGAAAAAAAAUUUAGUCUGAGGAAGCACACUGAUAAACCAUUUAAACCAUUUUUCAAGUUAAAUAGCUCAAAAACCAAAAUAAAAAGCAAUUACAGAAUAUCAGAAUAUCAUCCUCUACAUCAUACUAUGGAUUUAUCAAGGGUAGAAUAGUAAAUUCGAAUUUUCGAGUGUCAAAAUUCACACAUACGAAUUUUAAUCCCCCUAUUUGAAUGUAAAUUUGAAUGUAAAUUUGAAUGUGAGAUUUAUCACACCGACCACGAAAAUAGUCCUAAUUCGAAUAUACGCCACCUAAAACCUGCAGAGUUCAAAUGAACCCGGCAGGUUUUAGGUGGCGAAUAUUCUAACUAGGACUGUUUCCAUGGUCGAGGUACAGACAAGUCAAUGAAUUGAAAAACGAUUUGAAUUUUCGGGUCGGAGCCAUUCGAUUGAAUAUUAGACAUUCAACAUCAUUGGCUGCCCGUGCUUUUAUGGUACUGUAAUCAAAGCCUCCUGGACCUCUUAAAAGUGAAUGGGCAUCCCCAUCCCCUAAUUGGGAGCUGCUAUUGGCAAGAUUUUUGAUGAUUGUGUAAUUAAAACACAGAACGGGUACUUUUUAAAAGCAAUUAUAUUCUAAGGUGUGAUUUGGUAAUACAAAGUUGUUCUAUACUCUAUGUCCCCUUUAAAUAACCCUCUAAACAUACACAUAUAAUUUAGCAAAUGUCUAAAAUGUUAGA
Xenopus laevis (African clawed frog) is the source of this 1956-nucleotide messenger RNA. RefSeq names its product coiled-coil domain containing 134 S homeolog (gene ccdc134.S). The record is from RefSeq and is a predicted model, not a curated record. The coding region runs from base 205 to 894 and encodes 229 amino acids. The transcript is spliced from 7 exons. NCBI's taxonomy places the organism in Eukaryota, Metazoa, Chordata, Amphibia, Anura, Pipidae.